AUGGCCCGCUCAGUGGUUCUCAAACUUUUUCAAUCUAAUGUUUCUAAUGAAAAAGAAGUGAAAAAAGCAGCCAAGGAUACAGCAAAAGAAGAGGUAAAGAAGGAAGCGAAAACGGCGGCUAAAGAAGAAGUGCAAAAGGCGGCGAAAGACGAAGUAAAGAAAGUCGUUAACGAAGAAAAAGACAAAGCGAAAGCCGAAGUGAAGGAUGCCGUCAAGAAAGAAGUAACAGAUAAAGCGAAAGAAGCUGUCAAGGAAGUCGCAAAAGAAGAAGUGAAAGACAAAGCGAAAGAAGCCGUGAACGAAGCAAAGGAUGAAGUCAAGGAUAAAGCAAAGGAAGCGGUGAAAGAGGUAGCAAAAGACGAAGUCAAAGAUAAGGCGAAAGAAGCGGUGAACGAAGCAAAGGAUGAAGUCAAGGCUAAAGCGAAAGAGGAAGUUGAAAAAGCCGCUACAGAAGCCAAAGGCGAGAAGAAAGCAGAUACGAAGGAGGAUGAAAAGGCGGAUAAGAAGGAUAAAAAAGAUAAGAAAAAGAAGGGAGGAAAGCCAUGGAUAAAGCUUGCUCGCAAAUACUACAAAGAAAAUAGAGAAUCGAAAGACCAAUCAGCAGUUGAUUUCUUCAAAGGACUUCUUGCUAAAAAAGACGAGACAAAAAAAUCAGCUACAAAAGCAGUAGAAAAAGCAAAAGAAUCGGAGAAAAACGCCAAAGAAGCCCACGAAAGCGCCAAGAAAGUUGCAGCAGAAAAAGGGGGAGAGAAAGCAAAGGAAGCGGUUGAAAAAGCAGAAAAAGCAGCUGAUACGGCUCACAAAGCGACCGAAGAAGCGAAGGAAACUAAAAAAAAGGCAGAUAAGACUGAAGCGCCGAAGAAGGGAGAUGAUAUGAAAUCAAAGAUGUCUGAAAUGGCGAAUAAACUUGUGAAACUCAUUGAAGGACUGAAUCUCUCUUCGGAUGCGGAAUUGGACGAGAUUAUCGCCGAAUACGAGGCGUGAGAGAAGAGGAAUCCUUCGAAUGCACACAAAAGCGAUUUUUAAUUCUAUAGUCUAGUGCAAAAUAUUAAGUUUUAACCAAGAAUAUCAUUUAAAUUUCAUAUUUAAUAUGUCUAUUUAUUCGAGACUUCAAAAAAUUUAGUAAACAGGGAAAUAUUUCAGCAAUGAAGUAAUGUUUUGUCGAAAAAUAUAUUAUUUACAAAUGUUUCGGGCACAUUAAUUUAUUUUCGUAGACCCGUGUAUGACCGUCUGUAUUUGUUUUAGCGCUUGUUAUAGGUAAAUUUGUUGGAUGAUUAAGUGCAUCUCUCUGACAGUGAAGUCACAUUUCAUUUUUGUGUGGACCCACUGCAUGUAUGUGACCGUCCGUAUUUGUCGUUAUGACUAGUAGGGCUUUAGAUGAGUGCAGUCAAGUACACUUUGGGGUAAUUUCUAAGUGAAGUAAUCAUAUUGUCCUGAAAUAUUUGAUUUUGUAGUGGUCUCAUUGUUUGUAUGUAAUGGUGGGUUUGUUGUUACUGGUAUUAUUAAUAGGGCUUAUAAACGGUGUCGUCGUACUUACCAUAGAAUAACUGGGUGGGCCUCUUGAUUCUGUCCUCAGAUUAGUGCGUAUACAGCCUCGCUACUUAAGUCUGUGGUAGUCAAAGAUGGGGUACAGUACACAAGAUAUGACGUCAUAAUAAAAUUGUGAUGUCAUAGCACCUUCGCGAACGGCGUCAUAAUCCACCCUCUACCGUACAAGUACUGCCUAAAUUAUUGAUGUUUUUAUGUUAUAUGUUGCUAUCUUCAUUAUUUUCUCACGGAGGUAUAUAGUACAGUCAUGCAAUUAUGUAUAUAGAAUUCUAGCCAUUCAAGAAUAAGCCUAUUUCAAGGCGGCAUUUCACUUAGAUAUUUCACUGUGUAUAAACGGUGUCUUCAAUUGGAUUGAUAUAAUAAAUGUGAACUAGACUAUUGUGGCAAUAUAUGGUACAUUGUGAAAUAUACGAAUGAAGGUAUUCAGCGUUUGUUAUGAGUCUGAUAGUUGAAGAAAAAAAAGCGUUGUAGGCAUUUAACUGUCAUACUUACGUAUUGGUUGAGACCUGGAAAGAGAUAAGUUGUAAAUUAGGGCGCUCAAUAGUCUAUUGAAGAAGGCUAUCUCGCGCGCAAUUUUAUUUUGAGCAUUGUUAGACGGUUUUCCAUCGCAGGAUAGCAUUUAUACGACUCAAUCAUAUGGCGAACUAAGUUCUCUCAUCCA
Styela clava is the source of this 2209-nucleotide messenger RNA. The record is from RefSeq and is a predicted model, not a curated record. NCBI's taxonomy places the organism in Eukaryota, Metazoa, Chordata, Ascidiacea, Stolidobranchia, Styelidae.